CGGCUGAGCAACUCUGUCACACCCGCUGUGGAUUAUGCUUCAAAUCAUUUUAGUCGCAGAAUUCUUGAAAAUCUGGCCAAAACCCCAUUCAACCAACAUCAGUCAUCCAACAUCAGUACACCAUCACCAGUCGUCCAUCACCAGUCGUCCAUCACCAGUCGUCCAUCAUCAGUCGUCCAUCAUCAGUCGUCCAGCCGCCCAGCAUCAGACGGCCAAGAGAUCUAACAAGACAGUACCAUGAUGGCUAACGGGGUUUCCCGUUACGAGACGACAACCUUCGCCGGAGCUUCACUCUUGGCGGGCCUGGGUUCGAACCCCGGCGACCCAGGGGAGGACGUCACCCCCACGGGUGGGCGUGACGUCAUGACGGACUCGCUGCUGGACGUGGACUACGACGAGGUCGGAAACAUGAGCAGCGAGGCCUGGUUUAGGUACUCAUGUGCCAAGAUGGAGAAACCCAACGGGUUCCUGAAGAGCAUCCUGGAGCCAACCAUCUGCUGCUGUGGCAUCCUUGGCAUCACGCUGACCAUGAUAGUGCUCAGCCGCAAGACCAUGUGCACGUCCACCAACUGCUACCUGACGGCCUUGGCCGUGGCUGACCUGCUCUUCCUGCUCAUUCUCUCCUCCCGCAUCCUGGUCGAGAUGUUAGCAGACUGCCACUUCUAUCAGGGGAGCGAGAACGCCAUCUUCAUAGAGUACUCAAUUAUCUUCAUGGACAUCUUCCAGUAUCUGACAGUGGGCGUGACCGUGAUGUUGGCCAUAGAGCGCUACAUCGCCAUUUGCCAUCCCAUGAGAGCUAUGAACAUUUGUACGGUGAAGCGUGCCCGGAUCAUCAUCUGUGUCCUAACCUUCGUGGCCUUCGUCCUGAGGUCGCCCAAGUUCUUUGAGUUGAGGUACAGCUACACGCCACUCACUAACGGCGAGACAAAGCUCGUCGUCUCCUGGGUCUACGUCUAUGAUGACAGGGCCUACACUUACAUCGUCACUGGUGUGAUCAUGACGAUCCUACCUUUGUGCACCUUGAUGGCACUGAACAUCCGUCUGAUCCUGGAGAUCCGGCGCUCCUCCAGGUACCUGCAGUACCACCUGGGUGGGGACCUGAGGGUCAGGUCAGUCGUGUCCAGGGAGGAGCUAAAGAUCACCAUGAUGCUGGUCAGCGUCAUCAUCGCUUUCUUCGUCUGCCACACGCCCUACAUGGUCUACAGCUUUAUAACAGCACUGAGCAGCUAUGACCCCAAGGAGAACCCAAGUAUGACGAAUGAGUCGUCCUACAAGUGGUUCCGUAACGUCUGCCACUCUCUGCUGGCACUCAAGUCUUCCUGCAACUUUAUCCUCUACUGCUGGUUCUCCGAGAAGUUCUGGGCCACCUUCAAGCGGACCUUCUGCCAGCAGUACUGCCUGCCCAAACAGGCGACCAAUCAGAUCAACGGUUACAACUACAGCCAUCACUAUCUGCAUAGGCCGUCUUGUUACAUCACCAAGGAGACGACGUGUUGAUGGCCCAGUGACGUCACAUAGUACUGGCUGUUGUUGAAGUUAGAAAAACAGCGCAGAGCUGAGCGUAAAAUAAGAUAAAUACAGCGAAAAGAAAUGGCGCAGUACUAGGCGAAAGUUCAGAUACAAAUGGCGCAGUACUAGGCGAAAGUUCAGAUACAAAUGGCGCAGUACUAGGCGAAAGUUCAGAUACAAAUGGCGCAGUACUAGGCGUAAGUUCAAAUACAAAUGGCGCAGUACUAGGCGAAAGUUCAGAUACAAAUGGCGCAGUACUAGGCGAAAGUUCAGAUACAAAUGGCGCAGUACUAGGCGAAAGUUCAGAUACAAAUGGCGCAGUACUAGGCGAAAGUUCAGAUACAAAUGGCGCAGUACUAGGCGUAAGUUCAAAUACAAAUGGCGCAGUACUAGGCGAAAGUUCAGAUACAAAUGGCGCAGUACUAGGCGAAAGUUCAGAUACAAAUGGCGCAGUACUAGGCGAAAGUUCAGAUACAAAUGGCGCAG
Molecule: messenger RNA, 1995 nt
Organism: Physella acuta
Lineage: Eukaryota; Metazoa; Mollusca; Gastropoda; Physidae
Product: G-protein coupled receptor daf-37-like
Biological process (GO): G protein-coupled receptor signaling pathway
Cellular component (GO): membrane
Molecular function (GO): G protein-coupled receptor activity
Source: RefSeq, a predicted model, not a curated record